CGCGACUUCACCUUCUUUCUCCCCAUGCCCCUUCUAGGACGAGGAGUAAGACAGUCGCCACGUCACGUGUCCGAGAAGCACGCAGACAGCAUCCUCUCUCUCUCUCUCGAUCACCCAAUAGAAGAAACAGUCUUGUGCCUUCGCCCUCAGCAUCAGACAGCUCCGUGUCCGCCACCACCGUGACUUUCUCCUCAGGCCGCGGCACCGUCCCUCGAGGCCUCUCUUCUUGUCUCUCUGCUACAAGGAAUACUCCGAACCAUGGACGUCGAUCCUCGACAAUUCGAUCAAGUCGUCGUAAAUGAUGAUGACCUCCACAGCGUUGUCCUAUCAUACCUCGUCCACAAUUGCUACAAAGAAACUGUGGAGUCUUUCACUUCUUGUACUGAGAUGAAGCGGCCUGCCGAUUGCCUCGAGGACAUGGAGAAAAGAAAAAGGAUCUUUCGUUUUGCUCUGGAGGGGAAUGCUCUUAAAGCUAUUGAAUUGACUCAAGAGCUGGCUCAAGAUCUGCUGGAGAAGAACCCCGAUUUGCACUUUGAUCUUCUGAGUCUUCACUUUGUUGAGCUUAUCUGCUCUAGAAAAUGCACAGAAGCUCUUGAAUUUGCUCAGUCUAAACUGGCUCCUUUCGGGAAGGUGCAAAAGUAUGUGGCAAAGCUUGAAGACUUUAUGGCUUUGCUUGCUUAUGAGGAGCCAGAAAAAUCCCCAAUGUUUCAUCUGCUUAGUUUGGAAUACCGGCAGCAUGUUACAGAUAGUUUGAAUCACGCAAUCCUAGAAAAUGCAAAUCUGCCAAGUUAUUCUGCAAUGGAAAGGCUUAUACAACAGGCAACUGUUGUCCGACAAUGUUUAAGCCAAGAACAAGGCAAGGAUGCCUUUUCGUCAUUUUCACUGAAAGAUUUUCUGAAAAGCUAAGCUGGAGUUGUUGUUUGGGCGCUUGCUAGUGAGGGCAAUUGAUUUUGUGUGCGUGUUUCAACAUACGGUUCGGGUGUAAAGUACUACACAGAAGCAAUUCCUGUCGCCAACUCGACUGAGGAAGGGGCAAAGCUAGCAAUCCUACAGAGGGGGUCGGUUUUUUCCCUACGUUUGUGAGUUGCUGCUCCUUUUACUUGGCUAGCUAUAUAGAAAAGCUUUCAAUUCAAUCCAACUGGAAGCAAAUCGGCCAUUCUCUUAGUUGGUGGUAGAAAUCAGAUGGAAGAAAGAACACUGAAGUUUGACAUAGUACAGCGACGCGUGAUGUCUCUGUUUUAGAUUUCCUAUUUAUUUGAAGGCAAGAUCCUAGCUUUCUUUUCCCAUUUUUUUCUUCUUUUCUGAUCAUCCAGUAUUGGUGGGGAAGCAGAGAGUAAGAUUAGAGGAGACCUGCCAAAUUACCAAUAAGAUACAUAUUACAUUUUUAUGGGUGGUAUGGUUGCAAAUUACGUUAUUUGUUCUGGAAAAACUUGAUUCUUUUUAUUCUUCUUCUUCUUCAUCUUAUUGGGAAAGAAUAUUACGUGUUGGAAAAAGAUUUUUGAGGUCAAGUUGAGCCAGUCCUUGUAUCAGAAUGGAUCUUUCUGGGAGUUCCAGUAUCAGCUGUACAACCAUUCUGAAUCGGCUUCUACAGCAUACCCGUCCUCGUUCCGAUGCCAACUGAAGAAGACAUGAGUGCUGUCCUUUAUUUCCAGCAUCCCAUGCCCAAUGCUCGCCUCUCGGAAGGCUGAAUAGUUGGGGAAGGCUAUGUAAACCUGCAAAGUUUCGAAGGAAGCAUCGAGUUCGAGGUUUAAUUGGACUUUCGGAUAUCGGGAUUGUCGAAAACAAGUUCUCCAUGAAGUGCGAUUUCAAUCUUUGUAAUUUUCAGAUUUUUCUAUGAAAACCGACAGGCUUCAAGUA
Molecule: messenger RNA, 1857 nt
Organism: Punica granatum (pomegranate)
Lineage: Eukaryota; Viridiplantae; Streptophyta; Magnoliopsida; Myrtales; Lythraceae
Source: RefSeq, a predicted model, not a curated record